AAAGGGCAUUCUCCGGACCAUGAGGGCCAACAACGACGCAGUGGCCGACCUCAUUCCUGUGGAUGUUGUCAUCAACCUCACACUCACCGCUGGAUGGUACACAGCCGUGCAGAAACCCAAAUCGGCACUGGUAUAUAACUGCACAACGGGCGGAAUCAACCCCUUCCAUUGGGGAGAGAUCGAGCACUAUGUGAUGUCCACCUUCAAGAGGAACCCCUUGGAGCAGGCUUUCAGACGACCCAACGCCAACAUCACGUCCAACUACCUGAUCAACCAGUACUGGAUCCUGGUCAGCCACAAGUUCCCCGCGCUGCUCUAUGACCUCUUCCUCCGUCUGUCGGGGCAGAAGCCACAGAUGAUGCGGAUCUUCAACCGGCUGCACAAGGCCAUCGGCCUGCUGGAGUACUUCAGCAGCCAGGACUGGGAGUGGAACUCGGAGAACAUGAACAUGCUGAUGAGCCAGCUCAGCCCUGAGGACCGUAAGACCUUCAACUUUGACGUGCGUCAGCUGAACUGGCCUGAAUACAUUGAAAACUACUGCAUUGGGACAAAGAAGUACGUCCUGAAUGAAGACAUGUCGGACAUCCCUGCCGCGCGGCAGCACCUGAGGAAACUGAGGAAUAUCCGCUACACCUUCAACACUGUCCUUGUCGUCUUCAUCUGGCGCGUCUUCAUCGCCCGCUCCCAGAUGGCGCGCAACAUCUGGUACUUUGUGGUCAGCCUCUGCUUCAAGUUCCUCUCCUACUUCCGAGCGUCCAGCACACUGACCAAGUGAUCACGCAACCCAAAAAAACUCCAACACUGCCCCCCCCCCCCCCCUCUCCACCAGCCAUCAGCCCAGGCCACCCCCCCCCC
Molecule: messenger RNA, 855 nt
Organism: Alosa sapidissima (American shad)
Lineage: Eukaryota; Metazoa; Chordata; Actinopteri; Clupeiformes; Clupeidae
Product: fatty acyl-CoA reductase 1-like
Exons: 6
Coding region: 20-775 (251 amino acids)
Biological process (GO): long-chain fatty-acyl-CoA metabolic process
Cellular component (GO): peroxisome
Molecular function (GO): alcohol-forming very long-chain fatty acyl-CoA reductase (NADP+) activity
Source: RefSeq, a predicted model, not a curated record